GUCUACGGUGCACGCCGCGCGAUGUACGAGAACUAGAUGAGUUUAAAACUUUAAAUUAAUAAGUAUACAAUGCUGACUGCCGACUCAUAGACUAUUAUUAUUAUUAUAAAAGUAAUUUCACGAUCUAUAGUGUCUAUACUCCAUAUACCAUAUAGAUUCCAGUCCAGUAGACACCAAUAUUAUACUACUAUAAUCCAACGAUCAUAUCAUCUUUUACCGAUUUUACUCGGUGUCGUUGGUAUACUCAUUUUUCAUUUACUGACGACUACGAACUUGGACAAAUAAAAAUGGCAACAUUGGACUUGGAUGAAGAAUUACUCAAAGAUGAAGAGUUAGUUACAAAUAUUAAAAAUUUAGACAAUUCAAUUGUAGAUAUUGAAACAUUACUUGAAUCAAGAAUGAGUAUAAAUUAUACCGCUUUAUCAGUAGAAGAUAAAAUUAAGCAUGAUCUACUAAUUGCAUUUACAUUGAAUAGUUUGUAUUGGGUUUACUUGCGAUUGGGUGGUACAGAUCCAACUACUCACAAUAUAAAACGAGAGUUAGAUCGUAUAAAAUCAACUAUGGAUAUGGCUAAAGGUGCUAUGGCCAAAAAAAAUAUGCUAAGAGUUGAUAAAAAAGCUGCCGAAAGGUUUAUCGAUCAUGCUCUUUGGACACCAGAAGAUAAGAAACGUAGGUCUCAUAAUAUGGAAAAACCUAAUAAAAAAAUAAAAUUUGAUGAAAAUGGCGACCCAUCAAAAUGAAAUUAUUUUAGAUAACUUUUUUUAUAUGAUGUUUAUUAUUAUAUUGUAAAUUUACAAUAAACCAAGGUUUA
Molecule: messenger RNA, 811 nt
Organism: Rhopalosiphum maidis (corn leaf aphid)
Lineage: Eukaryota; Metazoa; Arthropoda; Insecta; Hemiptera; Aphididae
Product: nuclear nucleic acid-binding protein C1D-like
Exons: 2
Coding region: 288-740 (150 amino acids)
Biological process (GO): regulation of gene expression; maturation of 5.8S rRNA
Cellular component (GO): nucleolus; exosome (RNase complex)
Molecular function (GO): RNA binding; DNA binding
Source: RefSeq, a predicted model, not a curated record